Messenger RNA from Bactrocera dorsalis (oriental fruit fly), 1736 nucleotides. Its product is annotated as putative RNA-binding protein Luc7-like 1. Gene Ontology annotation, molecular function: mRNA binding. The transcript has 4 exons. Gene Ontology annotation, cellular component: U2-type prespliceosome; U1 snRNP. Gene Ontology annotation, biological process: mRNA splice site recognition. The record is from RefSeq and is a predicted model, not a curated record. Lineage: Eukaryota; Metazoa; Arthropoda; Insecta; Diptera; Tephritidae. Bases 137 to 1183 code for a protein of 348 amino acids.
CGCGUUAACAUUGAAAAAUAUCGAAAAUUCGCUGCAAUAACAUAAAUUUCUUCUCUAGACAAGGUUAUUGUGUGUGUUUGGGGAAAAUAUAUAUUUCGAUCUUAAAAAUAUAAAAUAAAUAGAUAAAAGUAUCAAAAUGUCGGCCACGGAUCAAAUGAGGGCAAUGCUUGAUCAGUUAAUGGGCACAACUCGCAAUGGAGAUGAUGGACGCGGUCUUAAAUUUUCUGACGCCCGUGUGUGUAAAAGUUUUUUGCUAGAUUGUUGUCCCCACGAUAUUCUUGCUUCAACUCGCAUGGAUCUUGGAGAGUGCCCAAAAGUUCAUGAUUUGGCAUUUAGAGCUGAUUAUGAAAGCGCAGCCAAAUCACAUGACUUUUACUAUGACAUAGAGGCGAUGGAGCAUUUACAGGCUUUUAUUGCCGAUUGCGACCGUCGCACAGAAUCUGCUAAACAGCGACUUAAGGAAACACAAGAGGAAUUAACUGCUGAGGUGGCCGAAAAAGCAAAUGCAGUACAUGCAUUAGCUGAAGAAAUCGGAAAAAAACUGGCUAAAGCCGAAGCGCUUGGGGAAGCUGGAGAAGUGGAAGAAAGUAUGUCUUUGAUGAAGGAAAUAGAUGAAUUGCGAACUAAAAAAAUUAAAGCAGAACACGAGUAUCGUACAUCAAUGCCUGCAUCAACGUAUCAACAGCAAAAGUUGCGUGUAUGUGAGGUUUGUUCUGCCUACUUAGGUAUUCAUGAUAAUGAUAUUCGACUAGCUGACCACUUCGGUGGUAAGUUGCAUUUGGGAUUCCUCACUAUUCGUGAAAAGUUGGUUGAAUUGGAAAAAACUGCAGGUCCACGUAAAGCAGAGCUUAAACGAAGCGGAAAAAUUAAUGAACGCAGUGAUGAUAGACAAAGAUCGCGAUAUUUUGUAGGUGGUCGUGAAUUAGAUCGACGUUCCCGUGUACAUAGGUCUAGAUCUAGAGACCGAGCACGCCGUAAUGAACGGGGAGGCGGAGCAAGUAGUUCUGAUAAUAGAUCCGAGAGACGAUCAGAAAAGGACAAAGAAAGGGAAAGGGAUCGUGACCGACGAGUAAAUGCUGCUUCUCCUGUGAGGGAAGAAAGAAAACGGUCAAGAUCACGAUCCCGUGCACAUAACUACAGUUCUAGACGGAGGUCACAUUCACGUGAACGUCAUCGUCGUUAAAAACAGAUUUUGUUGAAAACGGAAAUGCAACUGUAUCCUACAACAUCAUCAUAUGAUUUAAAUGUGUACAUGACGAUUCCGGUAGCACAAAAAUAUCAUAAACCACCAUUGUUCAGAUUUUGGUAUGUAAAAACUUAUUGCUUAUAAAUUAAAUAUAAGUACGAAAAUAGUAAACUUAUCUAGGUAAACUAAUGACUGACCAGAACAGUAAGCUGAGUGGACUAUUUCAGACCCAGGUGUCACGAAAGAGCGUGUAAGAGCGUGGUCUUAUGAUUUCAGUACUUAUGGUUCACAAAUUCACAUUCUAGUUAAAAUGAUUUGUCUUGGUACAUAUUUUACUGAUGCAUUGUCACCGGCUACCUAAUUGAACUUAAACCAAAUUCAACAUAGUAUCCUCUUUCCUGGGAAUUUGGCCCCCAUCUAUGAAAUAUUAAUAUGGUUGGGAAAUGAAAUACCUGUCUUAUUGCGUAUAGAGUUUUUAACAACCUGUGGAUAAGAAAAUUCUAAUAAAUGUUACAAUUCAAUUGGCCCUGGUAUGUAUUUAAGUAUGUAU